UGUAAAGGUCUGGUUCCAAGGGACUCCUCCAGAUGAGCUGUCUUUUGGACCGAUGGCUUAAGUCCUGAGCGCUUCGAGACCUCUGGGUUACUUCUCUGCUUGUAUAUGUCACAGUGAGGAUGGAAAGCUACAACAUCUCUUCGGAUUUGAACUUCUGCAGUUGCGCCUGAUGUUGUAUGGAUAAAAUGCGCAAUCAAAAGAUGAACAACAUUGUUGUGAAGAGGUCAAAUCAACACAAGCUUUUGGAGGAGCGCAGGAGUGAGGGGGAGAGAGACAUUGUGGACUGUCUGGUAACAGAUAGACAGCAUACAGACUUACAACCAUGCCAAGAGGCAAUAGAAGACAACCCUGUUGUUAAACAUAGGAGGUCUUGUCUGGGCGGGGUCAAAGUUUGCCACAAGCGCCAGGUGCUUCAGGACAUGGCGAGGCCGCUUAAGCAGUGGCUGUACAAACACAAGGACAACCCCUACCCCACCAAGACAGAGAAGGUCCUGCUCGCCCUGGGGUCCCGCAUGACUUUAGUACAGGUCUCAAACUGGUUUGCCAAUGCCCGGCGGAGGCUGAAGAACACAGUGAGGCAGCCAGACCUGAGUUGGGCUCUACGGAUCAAACUCUACAACAAAUACAUCCAGGGCAACGCUGAGAGACUGAGUGUAAGCAGUGAAGACACCAACUCUGAGGAUGACGAGUGUCCCUUACAAACCCCAGCUAGCCAAUCAGAGCUCUCCAGGCCCUCCCUUAAGAGUGUCAUCAAACAGGAGAACAGGACUGAUCCUGCCUUCAGUGACGACUACGUCUCUCCACCCCCCAAGUACAAGAGCAGUUUGCUGAACCGGUACCUUAACGACACCCUACGACACGUGAUGGCGACCCCUGAUGACAUCACAAAGUCCCACCUGAGGAACCACUCAGGGUCGUUCAGCUCCAACGAGUGUGACGACGACCUCGUCUCGCCCUCUUCCUCUGAGGCAGAGACAAACUCGCUCUACCAUAUGGACACGAUGGACUAUGCAUCAACUAGAUGUGACAGUGAGGGGAAGAGUGAGAGAGGCCAGAGGAGGGAGGAGGCAGAGUGGAGAGAGAUCCACGCUGCCAUGGCUCUGACUAACUUGGCCCAGGGGCAGUGCUGCACCACAGGGACUACCACCACCAGCUGCAUCAUCCAGAAGUCCUCCCACAUCUCAGAGAUAAAGACUGUCAAAGUGGCCCUGCCAAACAAUGUCUAGACCACUCCAGGGUGAAGUUUCUCUUGAUCUAGGUACAGAUCUAGGAUCCGCUUCCCCUCUGACAAUCAUAACCUUAACAAUUUGUGGGGAAAACGCAAAACAGCUUCUUUAGAAUGCUGCUGGCUAUGGAUUAUUCCUCCAGAAACCAGAAGCCUACAAGAAAACCUAUAUUUAACAUGGUGAAAAUAAGUCCUUUCCAUUAACCACGUUAUGCCUUACAGUAUUCUUCUGAGUCAGUAUUUCUAUCGGCUGGUAGAUGGAGCCAUUUAUUGGGUCAAUGUGUGUAUUUUUCUAUUGUAACCAUGAGAUUUAUUUGUUUGAUUACAUGAGAACUGUAUUUUUCACUAUAUACUGUAUAUAUAACCAUUUUCUAUUUUUUCUCAAUGACUUAAUUUAUAUUAACUUUAGGAGACUGGAUUUGUAUCCCAGGCAAAACUAUUAGCACAACAUAGCGGUGGAAAUACUUUGAAUGAACUGCAGCUAUUUGAAUAAAUACUUAACUCUUGUUAAUC
Messenger RNA from Coregonus clupeaformis (lake whitefish), 1738 nucleotides. Its product is annotated as homeobox protein Mohawk-like. The transcript has 6 exons. Gene Ontology annotation, molecular function: RNA polymerase II cis-regulatory region sequence-specific DNA binding; DNA-binding transcription factor activity, RNA polymerase II-specific. Gene Ontology annotation, cellular component: nucleus. Lineage: Eukaryota; Metazoa; Chordata; Actinopteri; Salmoniformes; Salmonidae. Gene Ontology annotation, biological process: muscle organ development; regulation of transcription by RNA polymerase II; cell development. The record is from RefSeq and is a predicted model, not a curated record. The coding region runs from base 177 to 1226 and encodes 349 amino acids.